AUGGGAUCUGUCACCAGUUUGUGCGUGAAGCAUAGCACCGAUGCCUCCGCCGAGCUUGUGAAGCAAUCUCCCAAUGCGAAGCUGGGGUUGGCCGAAGGCGACAAGGUUCUACGAGCUCAGGUGUAUUCCUUACAUCACCGCUGGGAGGAGCAGGAUCGUUGGUCGGAUUGGUACGAGCUGCGACUUCUCGAAGAUGGUACCUGCACCUGGUGGAAGGCGGAGUGCGGAGCUGGUAGACUGGCCGGUAACGGAGCAACGAAGCACGACAAGUUUCUCAUGGAUGGUACGUACACCAUGAGGACAGCUGAGACAGGAAAGUUUAUCGACGUGAAGUGGCAAAACGGACGUACAGAAUCGCAUUGCGAGAGCCAGCUGCGUAAGGGUUCCAUCGUGUGA
Symbiodinium sp. CCMP2592 is the source of this 396-nucleotide messenger RNA. The record is from the annotation of a GenBank genome assembly. NCBI's taxonomy places the organism in Eukaryota, Dinophyceae, Suessiales, Symbiodiniaceae.